Messenger RNA from Diceros bicornis minor, 2442 nucleotides. It is a transcript of the gene PANK3, whose product is annotated as pantothenate kinase 3. Gene Ontology annotation, molecular function: pantothenate kinase activity; ATP binding. Gene Ontology annotation, cellular component: nucleus; cytosol. The coding region runs from base 237 to 1349 and encodes 370 amino acids. Lineage: Eukaryota; Metazoa; Chordata; Mammalia; Perissodactyla; Rhinocerotidae. Gene Ontology annotation, biological process: coenzyme A biosynthetic process. The record is from RefSeq and is a predicted model, not a curated record. The transcript has 7 exons.
GGCCGGCGGGCUUCCCCAGCUCGCUCGGUCCCGGUCGCCCCUCGCGGGGGUGCGGGGGCCGCCCCCUGGGCCGGGCCCUGCCUCAGGCGCCGCCGCCCCGCCCUAGGCCCGCCCCGCCCGGCCUGAGGGGAGGAACCGGCCGGGCCUCCCCGCGCGGCCCAGCCGCCUCCGGAGUCGCCGCCGCUGCUCUCCGUGCGCCGGGACCGAGGCUGCCCCUCGCCCCUCAGGCCGACGCCAUGAAGAUCAAGGAUGCCAAGAAACCCUCCUUCCCGUGGUUUGGAAUGGACAUUGGGGGAACUCUAGUAAAGCUCUCAUAUUUUGAACCUAUUGAUAUCACAGCAGAGGAAGAACAAGAAGAAGUUGAGAGCUUAAAAAGUAUCCGGAAGUAUUUGACUUCUAAUGUAGCCUAUGGAUCCACUGGUAUUCGGGAUGUACACCUUGAACUGAAGGAUUUAACACUUUUUGGCCGAAGAGGGAACUUGCACUUUAUCAGAUUUCCAACCCAGGACCUGCCUACUUUUAUCCAAAUGGGAAGAGAUAAAAACUUCUCAACAUUACACACGGUGCUAUGUGCUACAGGAGGUGGUGCUUACAAGUUUGAAAAAGAUUUUCGCACAAUUGGAAACCUCCACCUGCACAAACUGGAUGAACUUGACUGCCUUGUAAAGGGCUUGCUGUAUAUAGAUUCUGUCAGUUUCAAUGGACAAGCAGAGUGCUAUUAUUUUGCUAAUGCCUCAGAACCUGAGCGAUGCCAAAAGAUGCCUUUUAACCUGGACGAUCCCUAUCCACUGCUGGUAGUGAACAUUGGUUCGGGAGUCAGUAUUUUAGCAGUCCAUUCCAAAGACAACUAUAAACGAGUAACUGGAACAAGCCUUGGAGGGGGUACCUUUCUGGGUUUAUGCAGUUUAUUGACUGGCUGUGAAAGUUUUGAGGAGGCUCUUGAAAUGGCAUCAAAAGGUGACAGCACCCAAGCUGACAAGCUGGUCCGUGAUAUUUAUGGAGGAGAUUAUGAAAGAUUUGGUCUGCCAGGUUGGGCUGUAGCAUCUAGUUUUGGAAAUAUGAUUUAUAAGGAGAAGCGAGAAUCUGUUAGUAAAGAAGAUCUAGCAAGAGCUACUUUAGUUACUAUCACCAAUAACAUUGGGUCUGUCGCACGAAUGUGUGCUGUUAAUGAGAAAAUAAAUAGAGUUGUCUUUGUUGGAAACUUUUUACGUGUCAAUACGCUCUCAAUGAAACUUUUGGCAUAUGCACUGGAUUAUUGGUCAAAAGGUCAACUGAAAGCAUUGUUUCUAGAGCAUGAGGGAUACUUUGGAGCAGUUGGUGCACUUCUUGGGCUGCCAAAUUUCAGCUAAAGCAUCAGGUUUCUCUCUGUUAGUAAAUGUCAUCCAAGAAGAACUGAAAACCGGAGGCAUUAUUACUGCAUCAUUUGUAACUGGGAACCAAAGGAUAAAAGAGUAGCACUAUUCCUGUUGAUUUUUAAAUGUCAAAAUAGUAAGCUGCUAAAUGUUGCCAUAUUCAGAGAGAGCUCUGUAACCUGUGAAGUAUUUCUAGUUGAAAUGCUUUCCCUUCUGUGUAUAGCCAGUGGUAAAUCUUUAAAUGCAAUACAGCCUCUGAUUAUUGAGCUUCCUCUCAAAAAGAUUUUCUAUUUAUUUUAUGUAGCCAACAUUGCAGUACUGUAUUCUCAAACACGAAUCUUAAAGUCUCAGAAAUGUUUAGCUCAUGGAAAUAAUUGAUUCUCUAUAUUUGUUACAAGUCUGUUCCAUGUAUGUUUUGGUUACUAAUAAGUGGACAGUAACAUACCCUGUAUCAAAACUUAUUGAAAUGGCAAUCAAAGAUGAUCAUUUUUAUGUGAUUUUAGAAAUGUUAAGGCAAUAUUAAUUAUUCAUUCUUGUGGUUUUCCUACCAUAUCCCCCCAAAAAGCAUGUUUAUGUGAUCUUUCUCCAGAGGUAUAACCCUUUUCAAAUGCUGUAAUUUAAUUGAAAUACUGUUAAAUAUUAGCCUGAAUUUUAAAAGGACUCCUAGAAAAUGCACAUAAUUGGUGACAUUGUACUUCUUUAUUUUGUGAGUUAAUCAGUGUAUUUAAAAAUGUUUAAUAUUUUUCAGUUGGAGGCUUAAUUACUUAUUUGAAAGUCUGUUGAGUGAGGUCCCAAGACUAUUCAAUGGAAUAUGGUUUGCGUGCAUUUUAGGAGUUCCGUGUUCUUGCUAUAUGACAUUUAUCUCAGACCCAGACUUAGACAUUUCUGUUUAACUAGGUCUAAACCAUUAAAGCUAAAGACUUUAUUCUAUUAUGAGCAGCAGCAAAAUCACAUUUAUUCUAAAUGGAUGUUAUGGAAAUCUGAAAGAUGAGUUUUGAAACUUUGUGGGAGUCUGAGGCAGUAUUGCAGAAUUAUAAAAGGAUCAGUGUUUCAUACAUUCUGGUAAUAAAAGCAUUAUAGUUCCAAAAUU